UGUCCUUUUGUAUCCAUCUUCAAAAAUUAGGGUUGUGUUUUAAGGGGUUAUCUCAACGGUUAGGGGUAAUAAUUUCUAUAGAUUAAAUUUGUAUAGUUAUAGUUUUUUUUUAGUCAAGGAAUUUAAAUUCUUAGUAAUGAGUGAUCCCAUAAAUCUUUCUAGAUUCGAAAAGUCUCUUGGAUUAUUGACAACUCGGUUCGUCUCACUAUUACAAAAAGCUCCUGAUGGUUUACUUGAUCUUAAAUCGGCUGCAGAUGACUUAGCAGUGAAGCAGAAGAGAAGAAUUUAUGACAUAACCAAUGUAUUGGAAGGUAUAGGAUUGAUAGAAAAGAAGAAUAAAAAUGUUAUUCAGUGGAAAGGAACCAUUACCUCCAAUGGCAAAAAUAAAGACCUGCCAGGAACACUCGGCUCACUGAAACUCGAGCUUUCAAACCUGAAGAAGUACGAACGCACUCUGGAGACUCACAUACAGUGGUGUCAGCAGAGUGUGAAGAAUAUAAUGGAAGAUGAAGAGAAUAUCAAGAAAGCCUAUGUGCUGGACUCUGACAUGGUCAAGUGUUUCGAGGACAGUGUUCUUUUGGCCGUGAAGGCCCACCCUGGCACAUGCUUGGAGGUUCCAGUAGUUAACAGUACUGACAAAAAAUCGGAGCCAAAGUAUAUGAUUCAUCUCAAAUCUGUCAAUGACCCAAUAGAGGUGUUCUACCUGCAACAGGGAUCUAAGCUGAAAGAUGUUGGAAAUCUUAAUUCCUUGAGCGAGACAGAGGAAUCAGACAUGAAGGAGAGUGAAGUACCUGUACCUGUACAACCUCCAGAGGAAAGACUAAACAAAGAAAAAAGAGAGAAUCUAACAGAGGAUAUGAUUGAAGCUUCUGUGAUAUUAGGAGACAUGUGUAAAGACUUUUCUUUGUCCAAUAUGGACACGGAUAUUUUGGGAGACUGUUACGGAAGUGAUGCUCUCAGUCCAUUCCUAAGACUCAGUCCACCACCCAAUGACAGAGAUUAUAUCUUCAAUUUGGCUGACAGUGAGGGUGUGGCCGACUUGUUUGAUGUCCCCAUGAUAAUGAAAUGACGCAUAUUCCUCAGCAGGUCAAUCUUCUUUUAGACACGUGUACCUGACGAUGAUGAUGGUGGUGCUACAAGUGAGUUUUGAGGAAGUUUGCUUGGCGGCUCCUCCUCGCUCAGGAUUUCCAAUUGAAACACGUUGAGGAUUAGCUUUAUGGAAAAGAUAUUCUCAUUUAUACUACAAAUGUUUUAGUAUAAUUUGUAUUCAUUCCCUAGUUUAAAAUAUUUCAACUGCCAAUAUCACUUACCACCACAGUAACUUAAUUUUUUACAUAUAUAAAGCUGAAGACUUAUAAAUUGUAAUGCCUGUAAGUAUCUAAGCAGUAAUGGCUUAUAGCACAUUUCCCCCAUGGUAAAAUAUAUUGAAAUGAGAAUAAGUAUGUGCAUUGAUUGUCAUUUGAUACAAAAGCACAACAUUGUCAACGUUGAAAUGAUAUGGAGGAAAUCAUAUAAAUGUAAUAAGAACGAUUAAGUUGAUACUGUCACAGUUUGGUAAUAACAAUUUUGUAUUUACAUUUGAAAUCCUUUUUAAAAGGUUUUGUGAAGUAACAAUAUUACAUUAUUGGUCUUUGUAAUAACAGUAAUAAAUGAAGAGAUACUAUAAUGAUGCACAAAUCAGAAAAAGACAUGGAUUAUAUCUUAUUUCUGAAAAGUACUAAAGCUUCAACCAACAAAAGGUUAAAAGUUGUUUUGUUUAAAAUUAAAAAAUAUUUACUCCUCUUUUGAACGUUUCUUAUGUUUUAAGGUAUGUUGAAAUUUUGUAACAAUACAUCUACACAGGUACAUUUGUCAAAAUACAAGAAACACUGGACUUUUUAGUGUCUCAGAUUUUAUUUCUUUAUAUUUGUAAUCCAGGUUUUUUUAACAUUGAAUAAAAUUUAAUAUCAAAUCAAUGUUUUUACCGAGUUGUGAAAUAAUUUACAUGUUAUAUUCACACUCGAGCCAAUGUGUACCAUACUUGGUUCUUGAUUUAGAAAACUUUAAAGGGGUGCUAUAGUGAGUCUGCAUAGUAACACCUCUAUCCACACAUCCCCUACAACAGGACAACAUGGAAGUGUGCUACAUAGGUAUGGAGUAGGGGCCGGCUCACUUCUGCUGAAUGAUGGCGAGUUAAGAAAACCUGGAUGGUGUGCACAAACUAUAUAUUAAAUAUAUUCAAAAUUUCAACAAGAUAAAAACAAAAACAGUGAUCAACAGUUUAUUUAAUAAGAUUUGAGUUUUUUAAUCCAUAAUUAUUGUUGCUGCCUCAGAUAACAACACCAUCUCAUCUACAGUGCACUGGUUUAUAACAAGAUGGUUGGCCAACA
Messenger RNA from Homalodisca vitripennis (glassy-winged sharpshooter), 2369 nucleotides. Its product is annotated as transcription factor E2F4-like. The record is from RefSeq and is a predicted model, not a curated record. Gene Ontology annotation, molecular function: DNA-binding transcription factor activity, RNA polymerase II-specific; protein dimerization activity; RNA polymerase II cis-regulatory region sequence-specific DNA binding. Gene Ontology annotation, biological process: regulation of transcription by RNA polymerase II. Lineage: Eukaryota; Metazoa; Arthropoda; Insecta; Hemiptera; Cicadellidae. The coding region runs from base 137 to 1069 and encodes 310 amino acids. The transcript has 9 exons. Gene Ontology annotation, cellular component: RNA polymerase II transcription regulator complex.